AUGGGCGUGUUGGUGUGGGAAUAUCGCCGAUCAAAUUUACCGUAUCAUGAUGAAGAGGCGAUAAGAGUGUGGCUGACGCACGAAUGGCAAGCGGAUCGAUCAUCGAAUUACAUAAGAAACAUUUUCAACAGAAUAGGUCGGGAGUUGUCGAAGAAACACGGAAUAUAUAAUGAACUGGAAGCAAAUUCCGAUCCUGUAGUUGAUGAGGUUUCCAAAGUCACCCGCGAGAAGCUCUUAUGCAAGAUUGUCCAAUACAAAGGCGAAUACCAUGCAAAUCACCCGACGAUUCUCGCUUUUUGGGAGGCUUUCUUUGAGUUGACAGUGGAGGAGCGUAAGCAAUUUCUACAAUUUCUAAUGGGUUCAACACGAUUGCCAGUUGGUGGUAUGUCAUCGAUGCAGAUGUACGUACAACCAACAGCUCCUGAAGUGCUACCGGUCGCGCACACCUGCUUUAACCUGCUCGACCUGCCCAAUAUCGCCGACAGCAAAGAACUGUUGCGCCGCUUGCGGAUCUCCAUCCAGCAUACGCAAGGAUUCACCCUCGUUUGA
Haemonchus placei is the source of this 549-nucleotide messenger RNA. The record is from the annotation of a GenBank genome assembly. Lineage: Eukaryota; Metazoa; Nematoda; Chromadorea; Rhabditida; Trichostrongylidae.